AUGUGGCAUACUACACUGUCAUAUCAGAAUGUACCACUAGAGUAUAGUACAGAAUUGUAUUUUGCAGAAAAGUACAACACUACCACCGCAGAAUUGGCUACAGCUGUGCAGUCCCGUAGAGCCUACUCUAGCCAGCCAGAAUUUGCACCCAGUUUGCUCAACUUGCGGUUGGGAGAGAUUCUCAGAUGUGAAAAACAUCCUGAUGCCGAUAAACUAUAUGUUUCACAGAUUCAGAUCGAGAAAUCAGCAUCCGAUGGUGAAAAGGUAGCGAGGACCGUACAAGUAUGUUCUGGUUUGGUCAAUUACAUUCCUGUGGACCAGAUGCAAAACCGUCGUGUGGUCGUUUUAACUAACCUCAAACCUUCGAAGAUGAGAGGAGUCAAGUCUGAGGCCAUGUUACUUGCCGCAGAAGAGACAAAUGGAGAAUCAACCACAGUAGAAUUGAUAAACCCACCAAAAUCGGCAUUAGUAGGUGCUAAGCUCACGUUCGAUGGGUUUCCUUCAGAUUCAGAGCCUCCGAGAUUGAAGCCCAAGGCAUGGGAAGCCAUACAGUCACACUUGAAAACUAAUACUAAAGGAGAAGCCAUUUACUUGGCUGAAGAUGGAACUGAACACCUCUUGAGAGCACUCGAAUCAUCUGAGCCAGCAAAAUCCGACACCUUG
This is a messenger RNA of Scheffersomyces stipitis CBS 6054, 663 nucleotides long. RefSeq lists its product as uncharacterized. Gene Ontology annotation, molecular function: tRNA binding. The transcript is spliced from 4 exons. NCBI's taxonomy places the organism in Eukaryota, Fungi, Ascomycota, Pichiomycetes, Serinales, Debaryomycetaceae. The record is from RefSeq and is a predicted model, not a curated record. Gene Ontology annotation, cellular component: methionyl glutamyl tRNA synthetase complex. The annotation marks the transcript as partial.